GGUUAUUGUUUUGAACGAAGUUAUCUAUUCAUAAAGAAUAUAAACCAUGAUGUGUUAUUUGAAUGUCGUCAUUAUCUUAAUGACAUGCAAUAUAAUGGUUGACUGCGCGCCAAGGGCUCCUGAAAUUAUAGAAUGGAACGUCCAAAAUCACUUUUGUGGCUCAGCCAUCCCAAUUGUUAUGGGGCUAAUUUGCAAACUCCCAGAGUCUAAUCCUGUACAGGCUGAAGUACAGGUUGAAGAUACUACCAUUAUUCAAGAGAGUCGAGUACGGCGUGGUAUCGUUGAUGACUGCUGUAGGAGUGCUUGUACUCCAAUUUACAUGCAAUCAUAUUGUCACGAAGAGCUAGAAAGGAUUAGCACAGAUCAACCGAUUAUCAACUACCAUAGAAAUUGAAGAACACCUAAAAUAACAAUGCCAAAAGAAACAACUUCAAC
Rhopalosiphum maidis (corn leaf aphid) is the source of this 435-nucleotide messenger RNA. RefSeq names its product insulin-1-like. Gene Ontology annotation, cellular component: extracellular region. The record is from RefSeq and is a predicted model, not a curated record. NCBI's taxonomy places the organism in Eukaryota, Metazoa, Arthropoda, Insecta, Hemiptera, Aphididae. Gene Ontology annotation, molecular function: hormone activity. The transcript has 4 exons. Bases 47 to 394 code for a protein of 115 amino acids.